Dunckerocampus dactyliophorus (ringed pipefish) is the source of this 7273-nucleotide messenger RNA. RefSeq names its product exocyst complex component 3-like 1 (gene exoc3l1). NCBI's taxonomy places the organism in Eukaryota, Metazoa, Chordata, Actinopteri, Syngnathiformes, Syngnathidae. Gene Ontology annotation, molecular function: SNARE binding. Gene Ontology annotation, cellular component: exocyst. The transcript has 16 exons. Gene Ontology annotation, biological process: exocyst localization; exocytosis. The record is from RefSeq and is a predicted model, not a curated record. The coding region runs from base 3108 to 5411 and encodes 767 amino acids.
GAAAACCAUUUGGUUUCCAUCUGAUUAUUUUACAGUCCAGUAAUUGUUACUAAAUUACUAUGUUACAGUAAUUUUACAAGAAUAAAGAGUCACAUAUCCAACCCUCACUAGGGUCACGGGGGUAUGCUAGAGACUAUCCUAGCUGAUUUGGGGGGAGAAGGGGGGUAUACCCUGGACUGGUCGCAAGCCAGUUUUAGGGCAGGCAAUCAUUCACACUCACAUUCAUACCUAUGGACAAUUUAGAGUUGCCAGUUAACUUCACAUGCAUGUUUUUGGAAUGUGGGAGGAAACCCCAGUACCCGGAGAAAACCUACACACGCACAGGGAGAACAUGCAAACUCCGCACAGAGAUGCCCAAGUGGUAACGUGCGCCCUUUUAAUAGCAUUGAGUUGAAAUAAAAAUAAGUUAUUUAGUCGUAAAAUGAGAAAAAAACAAAAUAAACUUGAAAUUUUUAGAAAAUUAGAUUGGGGAAAAGGUACAAAUGUGGGAAUAAAGUCAUAAUAUUAUGGGAAUAAAGUUAUAAUAUUAAAUAUAUUAUAAAUAUAUAUAAUAUUAAUAUUAAAAUAUUUGAAAACAACAAAAAUGGGGGGGGGGAAAGAGCGAAGUUGAUUGUAAUAAUAGGCUUUUCACCAUCACAAAGCUGAGAUACAUUUAAAAAAACAUAUAUUCUUAGCACGUGUUGCUUUACAAAAUAUCGAAGUGGCAAAGUUGCAUCCUUUCAUUUUUCACUAUGUGGCCCUCGCUAAGAAAACAUUUGGACACUCCAAAUCAAUAUGAAGCAAACACGGUUGUUUGGUCCGCACCAUAUCAGGAAAGAGGCAAAAUGUCCAUCAUUGUUCCAAAGUCAAAGCUGAUGUGUGUGAAUAUCGUGUUUUGCCUAAAACACAAGAUAAUAGGUCUGCUUUCAUGGAUGACUAGGGAAAUAAAAAAUAUUCACGUGGUAGGCUGAAAUCAGAGGAUAUUUAAGUUUUUUAAUUAAAAAAACUAUACCAAAAUAGUUAACGAUUAAUUGGAUAAUCGAUGAAUCACAUUCACAGCAGAAGUUAUCAAGGCACUUCACUCAUGGAGCAGGUCUAGAACCAAACUCCUCAUAUUUUUAUUUUUUUUUUAAAGAAAUGCCUGCUUGGGGGAGACACAUCCAAGCACAGACUGACAGUCUGUCAGGAAGGCGAGCACAGGUCAGGAAUGUCAUGCAGGAAGUGGUCUAGAUUUAGACUUCCUGUACGUUCCAUAGCUCUUCUGGGCGGGGGCGCUGCAGGGCCUUGUGGCGCUUAAGGUGGUGACAACAGCACGAAUAGGGCAACACUAGUUUUUGCUCCUUCCUAAACACGUACUGCUUUCAUGUUUUCCCAAUUCAAGUUCUUGUGCAAGAUUGUUUUUGCAGGUCAUUUGUUUCAAUGUCCUUUGCCAAAUGAUUUUUAUUCAAACUCCUUUAACGCUGAAGUGCUGUCUGGUGACAAGAUUUGCAAUUCUGUUUUUAAACAACCAUAAGUCUUGAACGGUUUCUGAAAGUCCCCCAAGUGGAAGAGUUGAAGUACCUCGGGGUCUUGUUCACGAGUGAGGAAGUGCCAGACAGGCAACAGGGGAUUGCUGCGGCGUCUGCAGUAAUGCAAACUCUGCAUCAGUCCGUUGUGGUAAAGAGCGACCUGAGCUGGAAGGCAAAGCUCUCAAUUUACCGGUCUACGUUCCUACCCUCACCUAUGGUCAUGAGCUUUGGGUAGUGACCGAAUGAACAAGAUGAUGGGUACAAGCGGCCAAAAUGACUUUUCUUUGUAAGGUGGCUGGGCUCUCCCGUAGAGAUAAGGUGAGAGGCUCUGUCAUCCAGGAGAAACUCUGCUGCUCCUCCUCAUUGAGAGGCGUCAGAUGAAGUGGCCCCUGGCCUCUGGUCAGGAUGCGUCCAGGACGCCUCCCUGGGGAGGUGUUCAGGGCACGUCUGAGAGGUCUUCCUCGGGGAAGACCCAUGACAGGUUGGAGAGACUAUGUCUCUCAACUUGCCUGGGAAUGCGGGAAUGCCUCGAGAUCUGCUUGGAGGAGCUGGAUGGAGCUGGGAGAGGGAAGUCUGGGCUUCCCUGCAUAGGCUGCUUCCCCCGUGACCCGACCUUGGAUAAGUGGAAGAAGAUGGUUAGAUGGUUUCACAGUGAAGUAACGAGCGGGAUUCCCAGAAGAACAUUGGCAGAAUGAAACGGUAUUGAUUAUUAUAUUAUAUUUUUGAUUUCUUUGUUAAACAGUUGGCUGUGAAAAUUGGUUGUUCUUUAACACUGUAAAAUAUUACAUCUUAAGUCUGUUAAGAUGGACAUCCCUCAGUUAUUUUGCUGUUGCUUGUGUUCCAUGGUGUUCGUGAGCUUUUGUUUUCAGAGCUGUGUUGGGAGCUUUUGGACGUUGCUCUGUGGUUGGGCUACUGUACUUUAUAAAUCCAAUCCAUCAUUGUUGUUUUUAAGUUUCGGCCUGCGGCACAUUGUAAGAAUAUAAUUGAUAGAAAAGUAAAAAAGAAAGGAAAAAUCUGCAGUAAUUUUACAAGAAUAAAGUCAAAAUAUUAAGAUAAAGUUGUAAUUGAAUGAGAAAGAAGGUCACAAUUUAAUGAGAUUAAACUGGUAAUGAUAUAUGAUAUAUAUAUAUAUAUAUAUAUAUAUAUAUAUAUAGUGUAUGUCAGUUCUUACAUAUCCAAAUGUGUUGCUUUACAAAAUAUCGAAGCGGCAAAGUUGCAUCUUUCAUUUUUCACUAUGUGGCCCUUGCUGGAAAAACGUUUGGACACCCCUGAGUGAGAGUGAUAUCAAAGUUUUGUUGUAGCAAAGCUCCCCAUAGAGUCCUGCUCUCCACCAUAUGACAUUCUUCUCUUCCCUCCUCUUAGUGCCCUCCCUUUCCUGCCAGCCUCUCAGUAGAGGAUGUGCGGUGUAGUGUGAGAGAAAAGCUGUCAGUAGAAUGGAUAUGCGCUUGCGUUCUUCUCGUCCUGCUCUCUUGUCUUCACUCCUCUGUUUGCGUCGCAUCCCGGGCCACCUCUGUGCCGGCCCUGGGGGAAAAGAAGACUCGGACAGGCGGCCGGAAUGUCAUCAGAGGAUCACAGGAGUGGUGAUGGCAAAGCAGAAGCACAAGAUGAGCCAAAGCUAGAAUGUACAAUGACACAAUGGUAGCAACGGAGGUGUGGCCAGAGGCAGAGCGGGCCGAGUCUCUGGCUCGCGGUGCAGCCUUGAAGUGGGCUUCAGGGGUUUUCUGUCGACCUGAACAUCUGGAGCAACUGGGCCAGUAUCGGAAGAGAGAGAGUCAGAGGACCACCUCCAUACAUUCCAGACUGAAGUCCAUGGUCCAGUCCUAUUUGGAAGAGGUGAGCUGGUGCAUGGAACAGCUCCGAGAAGCCCAGGAUGAGUUGAGGGAAGUAUCCCAGGCUUUAAAGAAGGCCAGACUGGAGUAUAGCCAAAAUGAAGAUGGGGUGAAAAAUCUGGAGAGGCUGAGAGAAGUGUCAGUCGACCAUGGUCAGCUCCUUGCUGCCGUGAGCAACCUGCCAAGACUUUACUCAGUGCGCAGCAUGGUUGUGGAAACUGAGGGUCUGGUGGAGUCCCAGCGGCUGCUAGAGGCCCACGCCCAUCUGAUGGACCUGGAGCGCUGGCAGGACGACAUCCUCUGGCAGCUCAACGGAGCGGCCGGGAUGGCAGGAAGUGAGCUCAGUUCUGAUGACCAGGAGCUGGUGACCAAGUACUUCUCUGAUGUCACCAAGCUGGGCGAGACAUUAGGUAAGGAGCUGUGGGCGGUGGUGAGCAGUGCCCUGGGUUUGGCUCGCCAAAACCCUACACCGUUUGUGUCAGCGGUGAGGAUUGUAGAGCGCGAAGAGGCCAUGGACACAGCUCUGCUGGAGCGGGUUUUGUCCAGGCCCUUGCCCCCAGGACGACCUCGCUGCUGGAGAGCACGCUUCUUCCAGGUGCUCGAAGAGGCAGUGUCCGCACGCUUUCGUAGCGUCUCUUACUUUCACACACGGGGUCCGGGUUUGGCAGGACACCUGUCUGCGCUGCAGCACGCUAUCAUGACAGAUCUGGCCACGGUACGCCACCUGCUGGAGCACUGUGUCCCUCCACAUUACCGCCUAACCAGAGCUUACCUGAGGGCCAGCCACCAGUGUUUACAUGCUCACCUGACACAGGUCAGCAGUUGGGACCUGGAGAGUGGUGAGAUCUUUGCUGUGCUCAACUGGGUGCUACACGUCUACAACAGCCCUGAAAUGAUGGGUCAUCCAGAUCUGCUGCACGAGUUGAAGGGUGGAGAGAUGGGACCUCUGAUCUCUGCUGAGGGACUGGAGCAACUUCAGAACAAAUAUGUGCAGAGUGUCCGGAAAAGUGUGUCCGAAUGGAUGCAGAAGGCUCUACAGGUGGAACUGCAAGACUGGCAAAGAGACCAGGAGCCCGAUACGGACCAUGAGGGUUUCUACCAAACCAGCCUCCCAACCAUAAUCAUUCAGAUGCUGGAGGAAAACGCCCGUGUGGCCCUAAUCAUUGGAGAAUCCCUCAGAGACCAAACCAUACAAAUGGGUCUGUACGAGAUGGAGAACCUCCUCAACAGGUUUCGAGAAGCGCUGGUGGAAUUUGGAAAGAAGCAUUGCAGUGAUCCAAGCAAUAGUAAAAACAAUUUUUACCUCCACUACCUGCUGGCCUCUAUCAGCAACUGCAUCAUCCUCAAAAAGUCUACAGAGAGCCUGCAGCAGCAGCAGUCUUCCCAAGAAAUGGGUCAGUUCUCUCGGACUCCUUCCAACCCACUGGCGGCUCUGGACCGGGCGGUCAGGCGAGCUUGUCGAAUGGUGAUGGAUCAGCUCCUGCAGGACCUGAAGCCUUUCCUCACAGGCAUCGUGACGCGACACUGGUUGGUCCAGGGAGAUCCCACUCCCAAACUCUGCCGCAUCCUGGAGCAUCAUCUGGAGCUUUACAGCCGUGUCCAAGCGCCCUGCAGACAGCGUCUUGAGGAGGAGGCCCAGUGGUUGAUGGUGGUGGAAUAUGUCAAAGCACUGAUGCAGAAGAGGCUGCUGUGUCGCAGUGCCGAGGAGAGGAGGAAGUUCGCUCAGCAGAUAGUGAAGGACGACCAGCAGUUCAGACACAUUUUCCAUGGCCUGGAAAGUGACGGCUUCGUACCUGAAGUGAACCCUUUGGCUCUUCUCCCAGUCUUGGCUGACUUCAUCCGCCUCAAAGACCCCAGCAUGCUCCCUCUAGUGGUGUCUGGAAUUGCAGCACAAUACCCCGACAUCAGUGAAGAGCAUGUGUCUGUGCUGCUGGACAUACGUGGCGACAUCUCCAGGGACAUCAGAGGCUCAGUACUAGACCUGCUGGAGCAGAGUGCCCCCCCUCUUCCAGCUGGAUACCGCCCUAUCUUCACGGACAUACUGGUGCCUCCUUCAGCCAUGGCCUUCUGCUUGCCCACUGCCAAGUGUGCAUGAAAUUCAGUCCUCUGAAAUUGCACGUUGGUGUGUUGAAAAGAUGACACAUGAACGUCAGCAUUUUCACCUCAUUCCUCUUUUCUAUGAAACAAAAUAUUGACUUUGAUAUUGUCUCAGGGGUUUGUGCAUGACGUACAGUGGGUACCCGGGAAACAUUUGCAGCCUGCUCAUUUUUUAAUAGCCCGGCAGCAUAUUCUAUAAAUGCAUAAAAAUAAAAAUACAUACAAAAUGGGGAGCAAAAAAUGCAAGGAGAAAAUUUGAAAUAUUGAUUGUAAUUCCACAAAGCUGACAUGCAGGUGGUAUUUUUCUUUAAAUAUAUCUAAUUUAUUGGAUUGUUUUUUUGUUUUGUUUUGUUUUUUUUGUUUUUUUUACAGAAAUUAAAAUUACCAAAGUGGAUGCUACAGAAUGAAAAACAUUUGAGAUUAGUGUUUCAGUGAAGGCCAUCUUGGUCACACAUUGUCCCAGCACAGUGUCCGUGUUCACAGACAUGUGCCAGUGUAAAAAAAUUAGGGCUGUCAAAGUUAAUGCGUUAAUGCCAUUUUCCUUUAACGGCACAAUUUUUUUCUGACGCGCCAUUAAUGUGCGCACAUCCUGUUUGAGCCUCUGCCCACACCGUAGUUUGAGGAAAUACAGCAGUGGAUGUAUAUUGACAAAUAUUGAGGAAAAGAGUAUUUUGAAUGGUAAGUUUAGCUUCAAAGCCCUGGCAGAUGGCUCUCGCAACAAGACCAAAAGUAUUAGUAUUUACUUUAAGUUGAGUCGUCACGUAGUACGUACGUCGACUGCUAGAGAGGAGUGAGAAGGUGGAACACAGCCGGUGUUUUUAUUGUCAUUUAUACAGUGGUACCUUGGCAUACGAGUGUCCCACCUAACGGAUGUUAUUUUAGAUGCGAGCAGUCUCUUGGCUGAUUUUUUGCUUUGAACUGUGAGCUAAAAUUUCGGUUACGAGCUGUUAUUUACCGGCAGGCAUAUCCGAGGACAGCUAUUUGGGGGCUUGCGUCAAUGGGCCCAUGACUGAAGACGACAAUGGCUGUAAAUAGCAUUAGCAGGGCACUAGCUAGUCACCGGGAAAGAUUUUCGACACAUCAGCAAAACAUACGUACAUUAUAGUGAUCUAAUUUAUUUUAUUUAUUAUGUAUUGUGUGAAACUAUGACAGGAACAACAUCACAUUAAAAGCACAAAAUAAUAAAAAUACAGACCCACCAUCCACCAGUACGAGCCUGGAGUCUAUUUUUCAGAGAGGUGUGCCGCACAAAUAUGCACAUUAGCGCUCCAUAAGGUCAUGAAAUCUUACCUUUAUGCAUUUGGGACCAAGUAUGAAGUGAAAGAAAAAGGUGGAAAGUACAGUACAGUACAGUAUAGUAGUCUGUCAGUGAAGCGUGGGAGAAAGUUAGAAGGUGCUUUGAAGGACCGUUGAACAAAGUGGGACAAUCAUUAAACUUGCAAAAACUGGGAUUUCUAAUUGUAUAUUAUUUACAGACAAAAGUUGAUGUAGUUAUUUACAAAUAAUUUAAAUUUUAAGUGUUUUUUUGUUUCUUUUCUUAUCAUUGCAUCUGAACAUUUCCUGCAGCCAGGUGGUUGGGGACUCUUGCCUUACAGCAUGCUUGGGGAUAUGGUGUGCUCUUUUACACAUUUGAAAAUACUCUACUGUACUGUUAAGAAUGACACUUUUAUAGAAUUGACUUCUUUAUUUUAUAAUGCAAGGUUAAUGUCCACAUCAAUAAAUGUAACCGUUGAAUUAACCUAAAACGCAUAUUUUUGGAACGUGGGAGGAGGCCAUUUACCAGGGAAAACAUACAAACUCCACACAGAGAUGCCCAAACUGAGAUUUGAACCUAGAUCUUCCUGUGUGAUCAACAUGCUA